This is a messenger RNA of Pteropus alecto (black flying fox), 2271 nucleotides long. RefSeq names its product glutamine--fructose-6-phosphate transaminase 1 (gene GFPT1). Gene Ontology annotation, biological process: UDP-N-acetylglucosamine metabolic process; protein N-linked glycosylation; fructose 6-phosphate metabolic process. The transcript has 18 exons. The record is from RefSeq and is a predicted model, not a curated record. The coding region runs from base 199 to 2256 and encodes 685 amino acids. Gene Ontology annotation, molecular function: L-glutamine:D-fructose-6-phosphate transaminase (isomerizing) activity; carbohydrate derivative binding. Lineage: Eukaryota; Metazoa; Chordata; Mammalia; Chiroptera; Pteropodidae.
GGGGCGGGGCCAGGAGGCCGUUGCUGGUGAGCCCGGGAGGCCGUGAAGGCACUCCUUAUCUCGGCUGUCGCAUCCUAGAGGGACUCGUGUUGGCGUCCCCCCUGGCUUCCACGCCCGCCGAUCUCCGAACAGGCUCGUGUGCGCUCCUGACCUUGCCAGCCGCUCGCCACUCGCUUUGCGGACCGCGCCUCCUACAUCAUGUGCGGUAUAUUUGCUUACUUAAACUACCAUGUCCCUCGCACAAGACGAGAAAUCUUGGAGACUCUAAUCAAAGGCCUUCAGAGACUGGAGUACAGAGGAUAUGAUUCUGCUGGUGUGGGAGUUGAUGGAGGCAAUGACAAAGAUUGGGAAGCUAAUGCCUGCAAAAUCCAGCUCAUUAAGAAGAAAGGGAAAGUAAAAGCACUGGAUGAAGAAGUUCACAAACAACAGGAUAUGGAUUUGGAUAUAGAAUUUGACGUACACCUUGGAAUAGCUCAUACCCGUUGGGCAACACAUGGCGAACCCAGUCCUGUCAAUAGCCAUCCCCAGCGCUCUGAUAAAAAUAAUGAAUUUAUUGUUAUUCACAAUGGAAUCAUCACCAACUACAAAGACUUGAAAAAGUUUUUGGAGAGCAAAGGCUAUGACUUUGAAUCUGAAACAGACACAGAGACAAUUGCCAAGCUUGUUAAGUACAUGUAUGACAAUCGGGAAAGUCAAGAUAUCAGUUUUACUACCUUGGUGGAGAGAGUUAUCCAACAACUGGAAGGUGCUUUUGCACUUGUAUUUAAAAGUGUUCAUUUUCCUGGCCAAGCAGUUGGCACAAGACGAGGUAGCCCUCUCUUGAUUGGUGUACGAAGUGAACAUAAACUCUCUACUGAUCACAUUCCAAUACUCUACAGAACAGGCAAAGAUAAGAAAGGAAGCUGCAAUCUCUCUCGUGUGGACAGCACAACUUGCCUUUUCCCUGUUGAAGAAAAAGCGGUGGAGUAUUACUUUGCUUCUGAUGCAAGUGCUGUCAUAGAACACACCAAUCGCGUCAUCUUUCUUGAAGAUGAUGAUGUAGCAGCAGUGGUGGACGGCCGUCUUUCUAUCCAUCGAAUUAAACGAACUGCGGGAGAUCACCCUGGAAGAGCUGUGCAAACCCUCCAGAUGGAACUCCAGCAGAUCAUGAAGGGCAACUUCAGUUCAUUUAUGCAGAAGGAAAUUUUUGAGCAGCCAGAAUCAGUUGUGAACACAAUGAGAGGAAGAGUCAACUUUGAUGAUUAUACUGUGAAUUUGGGUGGUUUGAAGGAUCACAUUAAAGAGAUCCAGAGGUGCAGGCGUCUGAUUCUUAUUGCUUGUGGAACAAGUUAUCAUGCUGGUGUCGCAACACGUCAAGUUCUUGAAGAGCUGACUGAGUUGCCUGUUAUGGUGGAACUAGCCAGCGAUUUCCUGGAUAGAAACACGCCAGUUUUUCGAGAUGAUGUUUGCUUUUUCAUUAGUCAGUCAGGUGAGACAGCAGAUACCCUGAUGGGUCUUCGGUACUGCAAGGAGAGAGGAGCUUUAACUGUGGGGAUCACAAACACAGUGGGCAGUUCCAUAUCAAGGGAGACAGACUGUGGAGUUCACAUUAAUGCUGGGCCCGAGAUUGGCGUGGCCAGCACAAAGGCUUACACUAGCCAGUUUGUAUCCCUGGUGAUGUUUGCCCUUAUGAUGUGUGAUGAUAGGAUCUCCAUGCAAGAGAGACGCAAAGAGAUCCUACUCGGGUUGAAGCGACUGCCUGAUUUGAUAAAGGAGGUACUGAGCAUGGAUGAUGAAAUUCAGAAACUGGCAACAGAACUUUAUCAUCAGAAGUCGGUCUUGAUAAUGGGACGUGGCUACCAUUAUGCUACUUGUCUUGAAGGGGCACUAAAAAUCAAAGAAAUCACUUACAUGCACUCUGAAGGCAUCCUCGCUGGUGAAUUGAAACAUGGUCCUCUGGCUUUGGUGGAUAAAUUGAUGCCUGUCAUCAUGAUCAUCAUGAGAGAUCACACUUAUGCCAAGUGUCAGAAUGCUCUUCAGCAGGUGGUUGCUAGGCAGGGACGCCCAGUGGUGAUUUGUGAUAAGGAAGAUACCGAGACCAUUAAGAACACAAAAAGAACAAUCAAGGUGCCCCACUCAGUGGACUGCUUGCAGGGUAUUCUCAGCGUGAUCCCUUUACAGCUGCUGGCUUUCCACCUUGCUGUGCUGAGAGGCUAUGAUGUAAGUGAAUGCAACUGCAGAAAUCUUGGGCUGGAUUUUUACCUCAGUACACUCUGAUAGUUUUCCUUUAAA